Molecule: messenger RNA, 2492 nt
Organism: Astrephomene gubernaculifera
Lineage: Eukaryota; Viridiplantae; Chlorophyta; Chlorophyceae; Chlamydomonadales; Astrephomenaceae
Source: the annotation of a GenBank genome assembly
GUGAGGCCGAGCUUAGUGGUCUAAUAAAUACAUUUUGGUGCAACUAUAUGCAUGCGCUUACUACUGGCUUGUACAGCCUUCUAUACAAAGCACACAGGCGGUUCCGCGGAGCGGUGUAUUGCCAUUCUCACCCGUCCUUUAAAGAAAGUAGUGCAACUUUUGAAAGAAUCUUACCUAUUGUUCAGUAGGUUAGCUGGUGGUCGAGGGGUGCCCCCGUUAAGGCGAUCCGAUAUCGGGUCAGGCAAAAAUGCCCGCAUGUGAUUGCACUUGUCACGAUAGCGAUGCCCGAGCUCCUAAACGAGGACAUCUUUCGCAAGCUGUUGAGCAACGUGAAGCUGCACGCCGUAUUGCUGAGGCUGCAAAAGCGGAAAUAAGCAGGUAUUUCCAAGACCAAAAAAAGUUCGACGUGAUAGCGACAAACUCCUUAAAGGAUGACUUCAAGCGAAAGGGCCGCGAAUUUAAGGAGCGCGACGCGGAGGCCAAGAUGCUCGAGACGCUUUACCAGAACGAGCGGCAGAAGACAUUGAACGCCAUCCGGGCUGACGAGGAGGAGAAGAUUGCGGUGGCGAUGGCGAGGAAGCAGCAAGAUAAGGAACGGCAAGACAAGGAAAUCCAGCGGCUGCGUGAGCAAAGCGAGGAGCUGCGAAGCCUUGCUGAAAAGAUUCGCGUGGCUAGGGUAAACAAGGAGCGCGCAGACCAGCUAGUGGAGAAGAAAGUAUUAUCUGAGCAGCAGCAGGAGUACGACCGCGCCAUUAACCUGUACGUCAACCAGGCGGCUCGGGAAGCAGAGGUACAGGAGGCAGAAAACCAGGCGAAGCGGCGCGAGGCCAAUGUCCGAGCACGCUUAAUGCUGGAGGAUCAAAUGGCUGAGCGACAGGAUCUGGCUCGCCUCGCAGAGCAGGAGGCCGCCCGCGAGCGCACCAUGAUUGAUGAGGUGGUGCGGCGCAUCAUGGAGGAGGAUGCUGCGGAGCUAGCGCUGAAACGCCAGCGGCAGCAAGAGACAAAAGACUUCAUUGAGGUGUUUUUGGCGCAGCAGGAUGAGCUACGGCGCAAGAAGCUCGAGGCAGCAGCCACGGAGGACCGCAAGAUUGCCGAAUAUUGGCAGGCGGUCCGCGAUCGGGAGCGUGAAGAGGCUGAACGGCAGGCCAUGCGCAAAGAGAUUGCCGACCGCAUGUACGAGAAGGUCAAGAAGGAGAUGGAGGCGGAGAUGGCAAGGCGCGAGGAGGAGGAGGCGCUAAUCAAUAUGCUGCGGCAGGAGGAGGUGGAAGCCAAGCACCGUGCCGAGGACGAGGAGCGCAAGCGCAAGGCGGAGGAGGCACGCGCUGAGAUGAUGCGGGCGAACCAGUACCAAAUGAAGCUCAAGGAGGAGCGCGAGGCAGCCUUCCGCGCGGAGGAGGAGGAGUUCCGGCAGCGCAUGCUUGCUAAGUUCGCCGAGGACGAACGGCUGGAACAGAUGAAUGCACAAAAGCGGCGCAUGCGCAUGGCGGAGCAUGCCCGAGAAGUGCAGCGUCUCAUCGACGAGAAGCGGCGGGCGUUCGAAGAAGCCAAGGCGCGCGAGGAAGCAGAGGAAGUCGCCAAGCGCGCCGAGGAGGCACGGCUGCAAAACCUGGUGGAGGAGGAGCGCAAGAAGUUGCUGCGCGAGGCAGCGGUGCUCAAGGACUACCUGCCGCGUGGCGUCAUGCGGGACCAGGGAGAUGUCGAUUUCAUUGCACAGGUGCUGGAGGAGAUGCGCCUGAACCGAGCCAAACAGCAGGGCCGCGCAUAGUCAGGCGAAUGCUGUAGUCCUGGACUACGCUCAUGAUAGGGUAUAGCGUACACAUUCGGCACCUUUGUGGGCACCGUUUCGUGCAGCAUUUCUAGUCAAUGCAGCAUUCCGUAAAUGGCAGGGGCACUGGCAAGGAUUUAGGCACAAUGGUUUUCCAGGCAACCCUAGCGUAUCUGACAUCGGGGGAUAGGGUAGAUUAGGUUGCGUACAGUGGCAGGAGUGGCAUGUCUUUCUUUGGUAUAAAGGGGCCCUUCUAAUAGGAUCUGUAUUAAUAAGACAAGCACUCCGGGGAAACUUAUAUGUCACACAAGCGCGUGCGGGGUUCUACACCUGCCUGCAGUCCUAAUUUUGCAUCUGGGUUGGUCCCUGGCGUGCGUUCCAUCGGACGACAUAAGUUUGGGACGCUGGAAGUACUUUGGGUCCCUAGGUGCAUACAUACUACAACGGUUUGACUUGCGACGACUUGUACAUAGGAAUGUGUAGCGAAGUUGCGUACGACUUGAAUGACUGAGCACAGUGCUGGUCAAGGCUGUAAAACGCCAUGCAAACUAUACUUUUGUAGGCAAGGGCGCGGUUAGGAGGGCCGACCGGGCGAGAGGAUUCGUGUGAGACAUGAGGAACGAUGGUAAGGUCCCUAUGAUGUAUGCUGCCAGUUGCUAACGCAGCCGUCCAUCCUUGGGGGCAUGGCAGUGAUGCAAACAGGCACACGCCAGCAGGAUGUUGGAGC